Molecule: messenger RNA, 1469 nt
Organism: Cryptococcus amylolentus CBS 6039
Lineage: Eukaryota; Fungi; Basidiomycota; Tremellomycetes; Tremellales; Cryptococcaceae
Exons: 8
Coding region: 148-1326 (392 amino acids)
Biological process (GO): lipid metabolic process
Molecular function (GO): phosphoric diester hydrolase activity
Source: RefSeq, a predicted model, not a curated record
GUUCUUGACAUCUGCCCUCCGCUGUGAAUUGUUCGGCGAUAGCAUCCACUUUUCUGAUUCGGCUAUACAUACCGCGCGCUCUGUCAUCUCAUCUUCCAUCUCUUCUGCCUGCCAGCACUGCUAUCAGCUCUUCUUGGAUCUUGUGAUAUGGUGUCCGCUCUACUAUCCGCUACCACUCUGAUCGCAGUCAGCGCCCCGGCUCUCGCUGCCCCAUUCCGACGAUGGGAGUAUUCCAAGUACUGGGACUUGCAAGGCCAUCGAGGUGGGCGUGGAGAGACUGUCGAAAACACACUUCCAUCUUUCUCCUGGGGCUUGAUCAACGGUGUAACGUCGCUUGAGAUGGACUGCGGCGUGACCAAAGAUGGCGAAGUCGUAGUCUGGCACGACGAAAACUUUGUGGAUACCAAAUGUCGAGACACCUCUCCUGCAUUCGAAGACGACCCCGACUAUCCUUACGUCGGUAAAUACAUCGCCAACCUUACCCUAGCUCAGAUCAAGACUCUCGACUGUGGUUCAUUGCGACAGGUCGACUUUCCACUCCAAGAUGUCUACGCCGGCACCAAAGUAUCCACCCUUCAAGAGAUGUUCGAUUUCGUAAAAUGCGCCACCGACGAGCCCGUCCUUUUCAACAUUGAAUCCAAAGUCGACGGUGACUAUCACAACCUCACACGUGGUCCUGAAGAUUUUGUGGAUGCUAUGGGUACAAUCUUCUAUGCCCAAGGGGAGGAUGUGGUAGAUAGGAUCACCCAUCAGAGCUUUGACUGGAGAUCCAUCAAGCUCUCGAAGGAGAAGUAUCCCAACCUGCGAACAUCUGCUCUUUGCGAUGACACCACCAUCUGGGCCAACCACGAGAAUGGUACAAAAGCCAACCUCGGCAACCCCGGCUCUGGCCCUUCCAACUGGCUUGCCGGUAUCGAUAUUGACAAACUCGAGGGUGACACCGUGGGGGAGCGGGUUGCGCGGGCUGCUGCUUCCAUCAAUGCCGACUUCCUGUCCCCUGUCGCUACUUCCUAUGCUUCUAAUGUGACUGGGCCCGGCUUCCCUGGCUUUGUGGCGUUCACCAACAAGACGAUGGUGGAUACUGCCCACUCUCUCGGGCUUGGUGUCAAGCCUUGGACUCCCGAUGUCAAGAACCUCUUCGAAUACCUCCUGGAUCUCGGCGUCGAAGGUGUCAUCACCGAUUUCCCUCACGAGUUCCGACGUCUGCUCGAGCAGAAAGGGAACUAUGCCCUUGCCCCUAAAGGGGAUACUGACAGGAUUCUCUCAUGUUUGUCCAAGCACGUCCAAGUGACUGAGAACAGACUAGAUGGGAAGGGAUACGCUUGAGGAGGUGUAGUUCCAACGCAACACAGUCAAAAUAGAAAGGAAGAGGUCAAAAGACGGUUUAUAAGUAGUUCAAAAGGUCACUUGACCCAUAUAUAAUUUCGGUCCCAGUUCUCAGGAUGGCCUAUAAUCAUGGACAACAGAUG